Leguminivora glycinivorella is the source of this 855-nucleotide messenger RNA. RefSeq names its product putative SERF-like protein. Gene Ontology annotation, cellular component: cytosol. The transcript is spliced from 3 exons. Bases 272 to 472 code for a protein of 66 amino acids. The record is from RefSeq and is a predicted model, not a curated record. NCBI's taxonomy places the organism in Eukaryota, Metazoa, Arthropoda, Insecta, Lepidoptera, Tortricidae.
GUUUCACCACACGGAUUGACGAUUGGAUUGACCACCAUUUUCCUCUUCACAUCGUCGCCCAUUUUAUUGUUUUGUGGCUAGUUGGUGGUUUUUAUUUCAAAGCCAGCUGUUAUCUUUUAGUUGUUUUCAAAGUUCCUUUCAUUGUGCAUAAAGGGUGGGCGGUGCGUUGUCUUAGGUUUCGGCCGGACUAGCGUAUCGUCCGGACUUUGUGCCACUAAGAAGACCAAAUUUCGAGAUUUCGACCUUGUGGUACUAAUAUAAUCAAGCCACGAUGACCCGGGGAAAUCAAAGAGAUUUGGCUCGUGCUAAGAACCAGAAGAAGCAGCAGGAGUUAGCCAAGAAGAAAAAUGCUAAUGAUAAAACAGGGCUGUCUUUAUCUGAAAGGAAACAUAGGGAUGCUGAACUAAUGCGAGAGAAGCAACGGAAAAAGGAGGAACAAGAGGGCCCCCACCAAAAACAAGCUGUAAAUUAGUAUUUUAUUCUUAUGAACAAUCACAAGGAAAUUAGUUUUUUGAAGAGGUGAAAUGGUUCAAGUGAUAACACAACAAGCAAUUUAAAUAAGAAAUAUUUGUAUAAUAUUUUUUUUUAUAAUUCUUUGUUAAUUAUUCUGAGUUCCAAGUUCCAACAUAAAGCUAAUAAUGCCACCAUUAAGCUUUUUUCUUUAUAUUAUAAUAAGUAACAACUAUUGUUCACAAGCUUUUCACAAUAUUAUGAUCUGAAUAGUGUGCUAAAUAACAUCUUCUGUAUCUUAGCAUUUAUGCAACUUCAAGUUAAUUUGACUGAAUAUGUUUGUAUGUAUACUACUACUCAAAAUACCCCUUUUUUGUACAAUAAAGUAUUAGAAUAAGUACAAAA